ACAGUGGUCCGUCUAAACAGCGGGGGAGGGGCAGAUCCCCCGAUACCCCCCCACAACAUGGGACCCCACCGAGCCAUCCUCGGAAUAUCCGGCCAGGCUCUCUCCGUUUGCAGCAUCCGUGAAUUCAGCAAGCUCUCCGGGUCAUAGUUUUGCCUCCAGAUUCCGGCCGGAGGGCUGUACUUCAACCUCCGGAUGGGUCGUUGUCAGGGACCGCGCAGCUCCCGAGUGGGGAGUUGCACGUCACGUCUCAGGCCACGAUCACUUGAUUGUUUGUCUGGUUCAAUCCUUCCAUCUCAUCUUCGAUUUCAUCUCACAGUCUUCGGGUCAAGCAGCCUAAGUCAGCAUCACCAUGGCCUCAGACGACCAACACAGCGGCGCUGCCUACCGCCAGCACCUCCCUGAUCUCAGCAUUCCCCGCUUCACCACCAUGCAGAAGCAGGACGCUCAUGAGUACGCAAAGGCAUUCAAGGAGAGCGGCGUCCCGCCAUGGCUGCACGGCCUGUAUCUGCACUGGCGCCAGCUGUUCCAGGAGCCCUUCAAGGGUAUCACCAACGAUGGUCGCGUCCGCCCAGACCUAUUUCGCCUCCGAGACGACGGUAUGCCCAUCACAGCCAUCGUCUCCGCGGCCAACGCCCUCCUCUCCCGGCUCACCCGGGCCCAGCUCUCCCUCGUAAGCCACCACAUCGACUCGCCCGAGUGGCGCUCCUGGUCCAACCCGGAGUUCCUCCUCUCCGACAAGGGCAUUCGCCUCGACGAGGUGAACCCGGCCACCCGCGCCGCCGCCCUCGCCUUGCUCGAAGCGACCCUCUCGCCCGAGGGUUACGCCAAAGCCCUUGCCGCGAUGCGCAUAAACGGCUUCCUGGGCGACCUGGUCAACUCGCCGCGCGUCAUGAACGAGUUCUCGUACAACCUGGUCCUCUUCGGCGCUCCCUCCGAGACGUUCCCCUGGGGCUUCUCCUUCUACGGCCAUCACCUCUGCCUCAACGUUUUCCUGUACAAGGCCCAGGCCGUCAUCUCCCCUUGGUUCACGGGCGCCGAGCCAAACCUGAUCGACUCGGGCCCUUACCGGGGCACGCGCAUCCUGCAGGAGGAGGAGACGCUCGGCUUGCGGCUGAUGCAGAGCCUGGACGCCGAGAAACAGCGCCGCGCGCAAGUGUACAAGUUGCUCCGGGACCCGGCCAUGCCUGAGGGCCGGUGGAACCACGACGACCAGCGGCAUCUGUGCGGCGCCUACCGCGACAACCGCGUCGUGCCGUACGAGGGGGUGCUGGUGUCCGAGAUGGAAUCGCCGCAAAAGGAGCUGGUGAGGGCAAUCCUGCGCGAGUACCUGCUGUACCUGCCGGCGCGGGCGAGGGAGGCGCGGAUGGGCGAGAUUGAGGAGUGGUUUCACGAGACGUACUUUUGCUGGAUCGGCGGGUUCGGGGACGACGACGCCUUUUAUUACCGCCUCCAGAGCCCCGUCAUCAUUGUCGAGUUUGACCACCACUCGGGCGUCUUCUUGACCAACAAGGAGCCGGCCAAGUUCCAUAUCCACACGCUGCUGCGGACGCCUAACGGCGGCGAUUAUGGCAUGGCCCUGAGGUCCUUGAUUCCGGGCAUGGAGCAGGGUUUUCUCUGGGAGGGGGAGAGGGAAUGACGAGUUAAUAAAACGAGGGGCUGUGGAAAUACCUGGGUGAUCGAAGCAAAUAUUGAAUUUGAGAUGCAACAGAUCCCGGACUCACUUCCUGGUGGUAUAUGCUAUUUGCCUGCCAAACCAAACCCCCGCUGAACUUCCGAUUCCUCUUCCGUCAUUUCAAAAAGCCACAUUGGCCCUAAGACAACGAUCUUGCAACCUGUUUAGUCUUUCCUCGUCCCCCCCAAAACCUCCAACUGGCGACCGAACCGCCUGGCGCCCCCCUU
This is a messenger RNA of Parathielavia appendiculata, 1899 nucleotides long. RefSeq lists its product as uncharacterized. Lineage: Eukaryota; Fungi; Ascomycota; Sordariomycetes; Sordariales; Chaetomiaceae. The coding region runs from base 350 to 1636 and encodes 428 amino acids. The record is from RefSeq and is a predicted model, not a curated record. The transcript has 2 exons.